UGACUGUGCCACACACAACAGUCCAUGUGGAGAAGCCAGGCUGUCUGUGGUAUCCACUGAGGAGCCUGUCUACAGGCUGCACAGCUGAAGAUCAAGACAACAUCAUAGCUAACCAGCCGGUGGGCUAAGGGCCAAACAUAGCUAGAACAAAGCCUGGGCUAUCUGUAGGUUGUGAGGACAAUCUUGUCUUUUCUGCUGCAGAGUCCGCUAGUCUGAGGUAUGUGAACAGACAAAGGUUCUACCCCCACAAUAAGCAUCUCUGACGACAGUGCACCGACUCAGGGCUUGCCGAGAUCUAAGAUGAACAGUGUUGGAGGAACAACAUGAUUGUUUCAGAGACUCAGUAUGGUUCUGUGCUCAGUUGACCAGAAGACAACCUAGUACAAUGUUUAUAUGACAGCCCAUUACCAGGCUUCAGCCAGGCCCACAGUAGGAUGGUACCCCAGGGAGUAAAGGAGGCCUUCUGGCAGCUGCGACAAAGCUGUGUUCUGCUAUUAUUACUACAUCUGUUAGCUGGCAACUCUGCUACCACCAGUGCUAUCUGUCCAGAUGUGUGCGUGUGUUCUGGGGAUGGCCAGGACGCUGUAUGCCAAGAUGCACGGCUUGAUUCCCUCCCACCAGGCUUGUCUACCGAUCUCCGGACUCUCAGCCUGCACAACAACAGGUUCACUACCCAGCGCCUCUCGGGGCAGUUGGAGAAGUUCCCAGAGCUCUACAAACUGGACUUGGCUUACAACUCUAUCAGGGAGAUACCAUCCCACAUGUUAACUGCUCUCCCCAAACUUCACACACUCAGCCUGACUUCAAACCAAAUAACAACCAUACAUACUGGUGCAUUUACUAACCUGACAUAUCUUGAACAAUUGGAUCUUUCAAGCAAUCUACUUCAGCAAGUUGAUCAUACUAUAGGAAUUGAUUUACUCCAUGUUAAAUUAUUAAAUCUGUCCCACAAUAACCUUAACCAUUUAGGUAAUUUAACAUUCCAAAAUUUUCAAAAAUUAAGAGUGCUAGACCUUAGUUUUAAUCAUUUAGCCUUCCUGGACCCAGAUGCUUUCAGCGGACUCCUUAUGCUAGAGGAGCUCUACCUCCAGUGGAACAAAGUAGCCAACAGUUUUGAUAUAAUGUCCGAUUGGAGUCAGUCCUUGCCAAGCAUACUGCAAAUUGACAUAUCUCACAACAUGAUAGUAACUCUGGACAAUCACACAGUUCAGUCAAAUUUUGAAAUGCUUCAAUACUUAGACAUAUCAUACAAUGAUCUGGCAGCCCUGCCUGCUAACAUGUUCUCAAACUACUCUCAGCUGAAAGUGCUAAACUUGGGAAAGAAUCCCUUACAGAAUUUGACCGAUGAUGUCUUUGAAGACAUAUCACAGCUGGAAAAACUUUAUCUGGACAACUGCACCAGCCUUCGCUAUAUUCCGAACAAGUUAUUUGAGCCCCUGACUUCUCUACAAUAUUUAAACUUAAGUAAUAAUCCCCAGCUGGGCUACCUGGCCACCUCUACAUUUGAUGCCUUAGCCUCUCUAAGAGUACUGGACCUAAGCCGCAACAACCUGAGCUCCCUGCCAGAGGUGAUAUUCCAGCACACUUCCAGCCUCCAACAGCUGUAUCUCAGCCACAACCCUCUGACCUGUGACUGUAAUCUUGCCUGGCUCCUCCAGCUGAUGGAGUCCAGCAACACUGUCCUCAGUGAUCAGGCAGCCGUACGGUGCACCUAUACCAACAACUCCAGCCAGGCCCGACUGCAGGACCUCAGCAAAGAGAGUCUGGCUUGUGAGCCGCCCAUCCUGCUAUCUAAUGACACGGACGUGUACUGGCCAAUCGGAUCGUCAGCAUUCCUGUCAUGUGAUGUGUACUCCAUCCCAGCCCCCGUGAUAACCUGGAUAACACCCCGGCACCAGCGCCUGGUGUACCAUGACCAUCACCCACUGGCCACGGGGCACCUGCCCUCCCGGGAAGACGUAGAGCCAGGCUCCUGGUUUCACAAGAACCACCCUUGGCACUUUAGCUCGUCCUACUACUCCCAGCUGCCUGAGUCUGAGCGCAUCAUCCUCCUGGGUGACGGCACUUUGUUCAUUGACUACGUGCAGCGCCAUGAUGGCGGCCCGUAUCAGUGUAUUGUUGACCAUCCACAGGGUAACCUGAGCAGGGUGAUAACUCUGCACCUUGACCAUAAUGUGAUACAGAGCGUCAAGCUUAUGAGCAUCAUCGUAGGCCUUAGCUUAGCGGUCUCUUUCUUCACUAUUGCCACUGCCAUCUGGGUGAUCAAAGUGGCGGCCAACCGCUGCAUUAAUCAACGCAAGCGGGAAGCCAUCAAAAACAUUAUCGAUAACUUGGACGCUUACAAAACCCACCAAAUCGGGCGUAUUAAGGAAAUUAGUGCGAAUCAGAUGGGGAAAUUCAGAGAUCAGUACCACUUUCAGCUGGAGAGACUACGGGAUAAUUACAACCAGCAAAUGUACCGCAUUCGUGAAAACUGUGCUCAACAAAUGGACAAAAUUCGAGAUAAUUAUGCCACCCAUGUUGGAAGGAUAAAGGACUAUAGUUCAAACCGGCUGGAGAGGCUGAGAGACAACUACAACGCCCAAAUAAUACGCAUCAGGGAGUAUGGCUCCCUUCAGCUGGAGCGCCUGCGGGAGAAUUAUAAACUCCAGCAACAGCAUCUUAUAAAACUUUUGGAGACAAUGAAUUUCGACACCUGCAAAACUGUGAUAGAAACUGACUGUGUUCGAGCAGAUUCCAUGCUGUUCGACUCUGAAGUCUUUGUGGAGCCUAUGGUCGACUUGCCUUACUUGCUAGAGACUGACCCACCCUCUUGUACUGGGAGUGAGCUGGACUAUGUAACAGCCUCCAGUAACUCAGAUAGUUUGUCCAACACUAUGGACACAUGCAGUAGCCUUCAUGAUGUGGAGGACAAUGCUUUCAAGCCAAGUGCAAUGCAGCUUCUGCCGGGUCUGGUGAUCCAAAUGCCCCAUGAACUCUGCCCAGACAACCCCGUGGAGCUGUCACCUGACCUCAUCUUACCUCCUCCUCCCAUUUUGGAACUACCGUUGCCAAGUAGCCUGCCCUCAGGGGGAGCUGCCGAGUCGGACACGCAGAGUGAGACAGAGAGCUGUCACCGGGAACAUCACCGCAAGCCCCACCACAGGCGUAGGAAAGUGAAACACAGGCCUAAAGGAGUAGAGACAACUGUUGUGGUAGAGGCUGCGGCCCUCCUCCAAACUGCCCAGAAUAAAGACCAGUCCGAGGAUCAAGGUGGUCAACACGGCUCUGACAAGGGGCCUGGCCAGAGCACUGAUCCGUUACUGACCAGUGUCCCUAUCAAUACAGGGGACAGUGCUGUGUUGGUCGUUGACAGCAGUCAGUCGUCUGACAAGCUCCACCCACUGUCUCAGAGUUUUGGGCCCGAAAGAGAAUCUAUCGUCUGAUCUGGGCACAGCCACACUACAGUGUUGUAAAACUAUGAGUUCAAACAUUUGUGAGACCACGUUCCUAAAGGCUCCAAAAUCAGUGAACUAUUUUUGUAGAUCAUUUAUGGAAUUAGUUCCUCACAAACCCUAUUUUCUGUACCUUUUCGCACAUAAAGAGGAGCGGCAAACUUCACGUGUAUUCUGCAGUGAAUGACCUUUUUCUGGUAAUUUUUUAACAGCACUGCCUAACUUUUAGUGUUUAACAGGCGUGUAGAAGUUCUAAAUGUGAACAAUUUUCAAAGAAUAUGCCAAACUGUAAGGUGUGCUAAUGUGUGAAAAGGUAAGAAGAAUAGGGUGAAAUAAUUUAUUCAAGGCACAUUUGUGAUUCUAGCAAAAACCUGUCCAUGGAUGAUGCGUGUUUUGAAACCAUGAAUAGAAGUCAAUAUAUAUACACAUUUACACUGACUACAUUUACAUUCUGUAUGUAUUUGUGUUUGAUGAUUAUCUUAUAAACACUGAUAGCUACUUAAGCAAGCGGAAGCAUCUUGCAUGUUGGUGUAUGUGAUUAAGUGCCAUUACUAUGUGCCCGAUUCACACGUCGUGUUGUCUCCCUUAGUUGAGUUGACUAAUGUUUGUUAAACUUCUGUACCAAAAGAUACAGUGCAAGGCAUGCACUUUACAAGGUUCACAUCUGCUAUCGUUUUUUUUCUCCAGUUUGUGCUUAAAAGGAUAUUUUUGCACUGUACUGAUUUGCUUCUACUUUGGUGCUUUUUGUUAACUUACUCAACAGCUUGUACGUCUACUUCUUUAGAUGGUUUAACUGCCAUAUUUUUAUUUUGGACUUAAGAUUAGACCUUCGUUUACUUCACAGUUUUUUUUUGUUGACUUUCCUCAAAGUUCUGUACCAACUUACGCCAAAGUUUCUCUGUCAGCUUGCACCAGAGUGUCUAUGCUGGCUUAUUUCAAAGCCUAAUAAAUUUACAUUGUAGGCUAUGUAUGCACUCUUUAUAUACAAAAGGUUUAAAAAGCAUAUUCAAGCAACUCAACUAUUUGUCUUCACUACAUACAACUCUAGACAUUAAAAGCAAUGACCAGGCGAAAAAGCAUAAAAAAGAAAACAAAAAGUGUCUAUGUACUGUACAUGUUGACACACAUUACUUUAUGUUAUUAUUCACAUUUCUUAAGCAAAUAAUUUAAAUUAAAAAAAAUAUAUAUAUGGAUACCCAGCUUACUGUUAAAUGUCAAUGUAACCACCACCUUUGUGCCAUUUUCAUGAUAAAGUGCUAAUACUCAAGACUCUAGUCAACUGCUUGGUAUCUAGUCAGAAAACUAUAUACUACUGAUGUGCAUCUUGAUGAAGUCCUGUGCAAUUAUUUACAGCUUUGAUAUAAUGAUGUGUGUAUUUAUGGAAAUUUGAAUGGUGUUAAAGCAUGAAUAAGUUGCAAUAUUUAAGCAAGAAUGAUAAGUUAUUUUUACAGAUUUUUUUUUUUUUUGAGAUGUAUUUCUGUAUAAUAUGACAUAUGGCAUCAACAGACAGUUUACUUUCCUUUCCAGCCUAUACACAUGUACUUAGUCUUACAUGAAGGAGUUUAUGUAGAAUAUGUGUUAUUCCACACAGGCAAGAGCUGGAUAUCUCUUGAAGUAAAUAACAUGACAUUGAAUAAGUGCUGAAGGACACUCGAUUAUGUCGGGUUCAAGUCUCGGGAUGACAUCAUGCACAAUGUAGACAUUGUGUCGUUUGUCAGCACUCUUCUUGAUAUAACAUGAAAACAUGCCAGGCUGGGUUAAAAUACCAAAACUUUGACUGAUACAGCACCAAUGGUUGUGAAGUAAACAAUACCCUUCUCUUUGUGGUUCCCAGAUGAGCAUGAGUUUGAAUGACCUUUGUCUAGGCAUUAAAAUCCUGCCAACCAGGGUUGUCUGGCCUUUGCUAUAGGACUUCACCAUUUUGUACAGCACAGCAAGGUAUGAAUGGUAUAAAUGAACAAACAGCUAUUGUCACCAUUCUUCAUUUGUUUUAGGCAUCCUAAAAAGAAAAACAAGUUUUGCCUAAUCCUAUGAGUUAAAGAGUUUGUUUGAAAUUCUUCAUUCAAUCCACUCCCCUGGAUCCAGAGUUGUGAUGCAUGAACUAUUGUCCAUCACAAAUUGGAUGCUUUUUCACACAACAUGUAAAUGUUUUUCUCAUUGCAAUAUUUCAACAUUUUGUUUCUACAUAUGUUACACAGAAAAAUUCACUUGGAAUACCCUGAUAUUACCAGUUUACUUUACUCAUUCAACCAAGAAAUCCUUUUAAUGGAGAGAAAACAGGAUGAUGAUGCUACAAAGUGUUAUGAAGUGUGUGUACAUAAACUGUAAGUAUGAAAGGAGAUUAAAGAAAUUUGAAUAAAAACACUUCAUUAUUGUGUUUUCUUGCUU
Liolophura sinensis is the source of this 5822-nucleotide messenger RNA. RefSeq names its product leucine-rich repeat neuronal protein 1-like. The record is from RefSeq and is a predicted model, not a curated record. Gene Ontology annotation, cellular component: plasma membrane. NCBI's taxonomy places the organism in Eukaryota, Metazoa, Mollusca, Polyplacophora, Chitonida, Chitonidae. Gene Ontology annotation, molecular function: protein binding. The transcript has 2 exons. The coding region runs from base 435 to 3425 and encodes 996 amino acids.